Molecule: messenger RNA, 5438 nt
Organism: Aphidius gifuensis
Lineage: Eukaryota; Metazoa; Arthropoda; Insecta; Hymenoptera; Braconidae
Product: F-BAR domain only protein 2
Exons: 11
Coding region: 799-3852 (1017 amino acids)
Biological process (GO): clathrin coat assembly; clathrin-dependent endocytosis
Cellular component (GO): clathrin-coated vesicle; clathrin-coated pit; plasma membrane
Source: RefSeq, a predicted model, not a curated record
AUUGUCAAAAAAAGUGGGAGAAAAAUGGCAGUUGACUUUCGCGUCCACACAUUGUGCCCAUAGUAUUUUAGACAUAUAAAAAAUAUCUUGUCUUUGAUUAUAAUUUGACAUUAUAAUUUUUAUUGAUUAUUAAAAUUAAAGAAAAGAAAGAUAAAUAUUAAGUGAUAACGAGAAAGAGAGAAAUACUAGAAAUACAAAUUACUAAUAUUAUUUUGUUUGUGUGUUUUAUGUGUGUGUGUAUGUGUGUGUCACGAUCGUCAUCAUCAUCAUCAUCAUCAACACAUCACGAAUACAACUUGCUUCGAAGUUCGAAUGUAACCAAUUCAGAUUUCAGUUGCAAAACAAAUUGAAUUGUUGAAGGUGCGGUUGUUGUUUGUCACUCUAAAUAUCCCAUAAUUUAAUUAUUAUUUUUGUUUUAUCAAUAAACCAUCGACUUGUCUUUUUUAUAUGACAAAAUAAUAAUUAAAUUAAUCAUUAUAAAUUUACGUAUGUCAGUGUUAAAAAUUUUGGCAAUAUUUUGAUUUAUUUUUAUGUGAAAUAUAUGCUUACUAAAUUAUUUAUAAAUAAUUUGUUUUGUUUAUUUUUAUUAUUUUUGUGUGUUAAUUAAGAACAAAUAGGUAAAAAAAAUAAAUUAAAAAAAGAAGCCUUGGCAUACACGAACAACGGGACUGUUAUUAUCCGGGCGCGGUUGAAAAAAAAAAAUAAUAUAUUGAAGAAACCAUACUAUUUAGAAUAAUUAAAAAAUAUUAAUUUAUUUUGAUAAAUGUUCUGUAACAUGGUCUGAUUGCGCGGUUCAACAUGACCGUAGACUUUGCUGAUUAUUUUUGGGGUGAAAAGCAUAAUGGAUUUGAUGUGUUGUACCAUAACAUGAAGCAUGGCGUUAUUGCUAGCAAAGAAUUGGCUGAUUUUUUACGUGAAAGAUCAACAAUUGAAGAAAAUAAUUAUAAAUUAUUAAGUAAAGUUGCUAAACAAGCUAGUAAUAGUAGUACAACACAUGGUACAUUUGCACCAGUAUGGGCUGCAUUACGUGGAGCUGCUGAAAAAUUAGCUGGUCUUCAUCUACAAAUGGCACAACGUGUUGCUGAAAUAAUAAAAGAUGUAUCAAAAUAUGCUGAUGAAUUACACAAAAAACAUAAAGCGGUCAAAGAAGAAGAAUCAACAACACUUGAAAUUGUACAAAGUAUUCAAAGUAUAACUGGAACAUUACAAAAAGCUAAAGAUAUUUGUAUACAAAAAGGUUUGGAAUAUGAAAAAUUAAAAAAAGAUAAUGCUAGUCAACGUGAUAUUGAAAAAUCCGAAUCAAAAUAUAAAAAAUCACAAGAAGAUUAUAAAAUACUUGUUAAUAAAUAUACAAUUAUUAGAAAUGAUUUUGAAACAAAAAUGACACAAGCUUGCAGGAGAUUUCAGGAUGGUGAAGAGACACAUUUACGACACAUGAAAGAUUUUUUAAAUACAUAUGCUGAUAUACUACAAAUGAAUCAUGAACAGGUUGGUCAGGUACACAUUGAUUUUAAACGUCAAUGUUUGGAUAUGACAGUGGAUCGAUUAUUGGAGCAAUUUGUACAAUCAAAGUACACAGGUCUUGAACGUCCAGGAAUUGUCGUGUACGAUGAGGUGCUGACGAGUAUUGCUGAGUUGGCCAAUCCUGGAAAAAAUCAUUCAGCAGCAGCUGAUGUUACUGGUAAUAAUACAACAUCAUCAUCAGUGUUGACGAUAAUCAAGGAAGCAACAACAACAACAACAACACCAGCAGUAGCAGUAGCGGCGAUGACAACAACAACAACAACUGGAACAACAACAACUACAACCAAAGGAACAAAUGGCGAGACAGGUGUUGCUGGUAACAAACAAAAUACAAAAAAAAAUAUGAACGCUAUGGGUGGUUGUGAGUGGGAUGGGAAAAGGGAUAAUAAUAUGCGGAUUAAAGAAAAGGAUAAAGAGACAAUCACCAAAGGCUCACGUCGUACCACCUCGCUACUCAACUUGUUCAUGUCCAACUCCCAGGAGAGGCAGAGGCAAGCAGGGUCCGGUUCGGCACCUGUAACACCUCAGGGCAACAGUUCGCCUUCUGCUGUACCACUUCCCAGCAUCUCCAGGAACCCUCUAAGAGGAUCUAAAUGGUUUUUACGUAGCAGACGAGAAAAACGUAGAGAAAAAAAAGCACAAAAAAAAAAGGAUUCAUUGGAUACAAACAGCAUGAAGGAAGAAAAAUCAGAUCUUGAUGAUAAAAGUGAUAGUAGAAAAUCUGAAACACCAACAUUAGAAGUUGAUGAAGAUGGUUUUCGUAUAAAACCAAAAACAGAUCCUUGGGAAAAUGAAAAAGGUUUUUAUUCAAGUUCAGAUACAGAAUCAGAAGAAGAUGAAAAAGAACGUAAAAUAAGAGUUGAAAUAAAACCAUUGACAAAUGGUAAUGCACCAAUAAGUGCAAGUGUUGAUGAACUUCGUGCAACUGUUGAAAAUUUAUCCCUAUCACCAGCACCAACUGGUCGUAGAGGUUCAAAUACAGAUUCUGAUCAUCAUAUGAAACGUUCACAAUCAGUAUCACAACAAUUAGGUGGUAAACCAAGUUCUGAUUUACUUGGUUUAAAUUUAUUUAAUCCAAGUAGUGCACCAUCAAGUACAACAACACCAACAGCAAGUCAUCCAUAUGCACCAUUACAAAGUCCACCAGCGUUAUCAUCAUCACCAGUACAACCACAAUCAGCACCACCAACACAAUUACAUACACGUUUUAAUGAUGGUGAUUUAUUUACUGAAAUUGGCGAUAUAACACCAGCAUUACCACCAAAACAAUCAGCAUCAUCAACACCAACAAGUUCAAUUGCAAUACCAAGACCAUCAUCAAGACGUAGUGAUGGUCCACCACGUGGACGUGCAUCACCAGCAACAAUAACACGUGCUGAUAGUGUUGCUAGUUUAGAAUUUCGUGCUGCUGGUGUUGGUGUUGGUUCAUCAAGAGGACCAUCACCAUUAACAAUUGGUCUUGCUGAUACAAUACCACUUGCUGUUGCAUUUCAUGAAAUAAUACAUUCAUAUUUUCGUGGUACUGAUGAAACAAGAUGUCAAGUUAAAUUAAGUGGUGAUAUGAUGCUAUCAUUUCCAGCUGGUAUUGUUGGUGUAUUAACAAAUAAUCCAAAUCCAGCAAAAUUAACAUUUCGUAUUAGAAAUAGUAAUAGACUUGAACGUCUUGUUCCAAAUAAUCAAUUGAUAACAAUAGAUGCUGCACAAACUACUGCCGAUUGUACAAUAUUUGACUUUAAUAUGAGUGCCUUAACUACAUUAUUACGACGUCAAGCUGAACAAAAUCCAUCAGCAUCGUAUUUUAAUGUUGAUAUAUUAAAAUAUCAAAUUAAAAAUAAAGAUGGUGCAGGUUCUUGUCCAUUUCAAAUUGUAUCAUACUGGAAAUGUGAAGCUAAACAUACAGAUUUAAAGAUUGAUUAUAAAUAUAAUAGCCGUGCAAUGGCAUCACCAAGUCCCCUAUUAAAUCUACAUGUUGCUGCUCCAAUUGAAGGAGGUUUUAAAUCACUUCAAAGUAAACCAUCAGCUGUAUGGUUACCUGAUACAAAUCGUGUUUUAUGGAAAUUCACUGAACUUUCACAGCACAGUGAAUCAAAUGGUGUUGGUUCAUUAAAAGCACGUAUUGAACUUGAAAAUGGACCUGGUUCACAAGGAACAAUAUUUACACAAUUUAAUUGUGAAGGAACAACAUUAUCUGGUGUAGAAUUUGAAUUAGUUGGUCCUGGUUAUCGAUUAAGUCUUGUUAAACGUAGAUUUGUAUCUGGUAAAUAUCUUUGUGAUGGUGAUGCAGAUCCAAAAACUCGUUAUGCAGCACCACCAUCAAGUGCUGAUUGACAGUUACCUGAUUGGUCACCAAAGUGGGAAAGUUUGCCAACAUGAACUUGUUUGCCUGUUCCCUCGCUCUUGGAGUUUCCUUGAUGAAUUUAAAUCCAUGGCCAUCUUGCCAAUCUUUAUUCAUUUUUUUAAAUUUUUUAAAAUAAAAUUCGAGGUAAAAAAAAAGCUGUUGGAUACCAAAGAUGGAAACUUGAGAUUCGUUAUGAGUGUGAAUAGGCAAAAAUAUUAUUUUAUUAAUAUUUUUCAGUGAAAAAAAUAAAUAAAUAUGGUUAAAUUAAUAUAAAAAGGCAGGGUGAAUAUACAAACCAAUGGCUUUUAUAGAUUUUUGAAUGCCUAGGUUUAUUCUAUCUUGUAUAUAGUGCAAAAAUAGACGAUAGUAUUUUUUUAUCGACGUUGAUUAAGACAGGUGCACGUAAAUAGAAAAAAAUUUAUUAAAAAUGAACAAAUAAAGGUAUUAAUUUUUCAUUAGUUUAUGCAAAAUCUGCAACGAUUUAAAAAACAGUUUUUUUUUUUUUCUAAAUUAAAAUAAUAAUAUAAAUUAAUUGAUUUAAAAAUAUAUAUUUGUAGUUUUUUUUUUUUUUUUUUUGUUAUUUGAUAUUCACUUCUUAUUUUUGGAUAUUAAAUUAUAAUUGAUAUUUAUACAUUUUAUUUUCUUUAUAAGUAAAAAAUAAAAAAUUCGUACAUUUAGAAAAUUAACUUUAAUAACUAAGUUAUUAAAAAUAUAUUAUUACCAGUUAUUAUUUUUUUUUUUUUUAGGCCUUGGCGAUUUAUUCUUGUAACAUUCCUUAUAAUUUUUGUUUUUUUUUUAAUCUUAAAUUAGUCUGACUUUUAACAAUUACAUAUCUCUUUGUAAUUGUAAUUAUCAGUAAAUUGAAUUUAAGAAAAAACAAUCUCCCAUUGAUGAGAUAACAAAUAAAAAGAAAUAUCGAUCUUGAUGUAAAUAAUAAUAAUAAUAAGAAUAAUUUGUUUUUUCUAAUUUAAAUGAAUAAAUUUGUAACGAAAAAAAAAAAAUCCGUUCGUUUACUCGUCAAUAAUUUAAUUUUAAUAAAAAAAAAAAUAAAACAAUAACUCAAUGCUAAAUAAAAAAAUACAUAAAGCUCAGUUAGAACAAAAAAAAAUAAAAAAGUAUUUAUACAUCUUUUGACUUUCGAAAGAAAAAAAAAUUAAUUAACGACAGUUAAUAGUGAAAAUAAAUUUUUUCACAUUAUAAUAUUUUUCAUAAUAAUAAAAUGAAUAAAUAAAUAAACAAUUUUAUGAUAUAGUGAUGUAUGAAUAAAAGAAUAUCAUAAAGACAUUUUCGACUGAUCCAACAAUUGAUCUAUCGUCCAAAAUACAAUAAUUUUCUCAAUGAUAGUUAUAUAUUUAAAAUAAUAACAUUAUUUCAAAUAAUGAAAAUAAAAUUUAAUUUAAAAUUAAGAAUAAAUUUUGUUUUACAAAAUUUUUUUAAUAAACAAAAAUUUAAUAAAUACUCAUGUAAUAAAAAUAAUAUUAAGAACAACAAUUAUAUAAUGCAGAUAUGUUGAAUAUGCAAAUAUAUAGAUAUAUAUUGGCACGUAUUAUUAAUGAUAAUAAAGAUCUAGGAUAUU